GCGAGCCGACGGGCGGUCGGUCGGGGAGGCAUGGAGCACGGCAAAGGCGGCAAGGACAAGGGCUCCAAGCAGAGAGGUGUUCCUCUGGGUUUCGUGUACGUGCAGAAGGCUCCGACGCAGGUCAUCUGCUACGGAGACAAGUGGCUCUGCGUCGAGGACCCUUCCAGACUUGUGGUGCUCGUCAUACCAGUGGUUGGACACGAGCCACUACACGAGCGUCCGUCAAGGCUUUGAUUGUUGCCAGCCGAAGUCCAGUGCUCACGCAGUUCUCCGUGUCCAGUCCAUGAGCCGCGCUCAGCUGUCAUCAGGCGAGUGGUUUCGACCCCGCAAUCACGUCAUCGAGCUUUGCGAAGGCAACCCUGGUUCGAUCGAGUUCUACUCCGAGUUCAUGCGAGAAAUCUACGAAGCACAUAGGGGCCAGCUGCUCGUGUGGGGUGUCUCGCACGCGGGUCACGUGGCACCUCCCAAGUCCAUGGAGCUCCCGAACGUCGAAGAAAACCCUACGCUGUACUCGUGCGACGGUCAAAUUGGCCACAAGCUGUGCUUCAUCGAGCAGUUCAUUCCCAGCGGCACUCCGAUCGUCUUAGUGGGGCACUCCAUAGGCUGCCACAUGGUGCUCGAGAUCCUCAAGAGGGCCCCUGAUCUCAACGUCAAGAAAGCCAUCCUGCUGUUUCCGGCCAUCGAAAGCCUGGAGGAGUGUCCUCGUGUCAGCAUCAUAUCCCCCCUGGUCACCUACCUUCGCCCCGUGACGGUGGCCACCCUGUCCGCCAUCCGAGUCUUGCCACGCGCCAUGCAGAUGUUCCUCGUCCGGUUGUACAUCUUCAUGGCCACCUCGUGCAGCUCGCCCCACACCACGUCCCUCAGUGGGGCCACCAACUACUUCAAGCCGGAGUGCCUCAUGGCCUGCUUCGUGUUCACCAGGGACAUCAUCGAGAACGUGAAAGAGAGGGACAAUGACACCAUAGCCCGGCACCUGGACAAGCUAACCGUGUACUACGGUCGGAACGACCACUGGAGUCCCGUCGAGUACCACGACGAUCUGCGCCGGAGGUUUCCCAGUGCCGACGUGCGCCUGUGCGAAAGGGGCUUUCGGCACGCAUUCGUCUUGGACAAAGGAGCCGAGGUCGGCCGUAUGGUUUCUGACUGGAUUGCGCCUCUGCUCAAGAGCUAGCACCGCACCGUCAUUCUUUGUUCGUGGCAACUUCUGCGAGAAAGUUUUGCGUUCAUCGGUGUUUUCUCAAUUCCUUUUGUGUUGCGAACUGAAAAUGAAUGUGACACAGGUGGGUCUAGAAAGGCACCAUUGUUGUUUUGAGAAUGUUACAGAGAAACUCGUUUAACGGACCAAUUUUCAUAGAAUAGUAAUCCAGAGACGGUUUCGGUUGUGUUUUACACACCGAUUGCACUAGAGAAUGUCCAAAACAUUGCGUACAGCUAAGCUUGUUGACAGGUUGGUUACUAGUACAGAGUAUACACGCUCCACCUGCAGGUAACUCACAAAACUCACUUGCAUUUAGGCACGGUGCUAAAGCAGAUAAUCGUCGUCGUACUCCCCUUUAGCUGCCGACAAGUGGAGUAUAUAACUAUGGGUGCCUUAAUCUGUGUCUUAGGUGGCGACACCAGGUCAUUUAGUGACACCAUCGCAGCUCUUUACUUUUUACUCAAGCAUGUCAAAGACCAUCUCGUGGCUCCUGCUCUUAGCCUUGAACAGAGCCUUGGCGCCAUUUUUUGUCACAACGCUUUUCUAUUUUGUCUUGUCCGCGUCAGCUGCCGCCAAGGGUUGCACACUGGCGCUUUACCUUAUGAACAUCAAAUAUGAGACGUCCCAGGAGCUGCUGGAGGUACCGAAUGGUAUACAACAUCCAAUCGUUUUAUUGUUGGGGAUGGGAGCAUGGCACAUUAUCAUAAGAUAACCUUGUCAGUAUAAGCUUCGAUUACGGCCCCAAGACGGUUUGAGGCACCGUUUUAUAUGCCAAAUCUUUCAAGUAUGGUGGCCUCUCCUCCCUUGAAUAUAUGAUCCUACAAUAUUUAGUACCUCGUUUUUAGGGUUGCCCUCUACACCCUCUGUUGAGAGAUGUCAUACGAUGCCAGUUCAAAGGCUGUACGGAAUGAAGCUAAAGAACCACCCAGAAUUUUCUGAGGCAAACACCGCCAUGCAAAGAUUCAACAGGGUAAAAGCAGUUCAACACAAUACCAAAUAGCCGAAUGUUAGGAAUUUAUUUUCAACAUAACUACGAGAUAAGUGCGAAGUGCUAUUAUUUUGAGGAAAUAUAUUGGUAUUUCUGAUCCGAUUCAGUUUUGGAUGCUUGGAUAACUACAUGUCUUUUUAAAGACUGGUAGAUUUUUUAAAGUUGUCACUGGCCGCGAGUGUUACGCAAAAUAUCAAGUGCAGUCAUUUAGUCAUUCAUAACAGUAAUAUAGUCCGCUCUGUUACUAUGAAUUCAUUUGUUCGUGAACAUUUUUGCUAGUCAUUUAUAUUGUACCCUCAGAUUUAUAUUGCAUUCAUGUACGUUGCUCGCGAUGGAAGGGAACACCACAUGUGCACCUUGCUUUCGUUGUCUAUAGAAAAGUACAAAUACUGAGAAAAAAUAAACACCAAGCUUGAUCACGCUGGCAAAG
This is a messenger RNA of Ixodes scapularis (black-legged tick), 2616 nucleotides long. RefSeq names its product lipid droplet-associated hydrolase. Gene Ontology annotation, biological process: lipid storage. The coding region runs from base 284 to 1171 and encodes 295 amino acids. Gene Ontology annotation, cellular component: lipid droplet. Lineage: Eukaryota; Metazoa; Arthropoda; Arachnida; Ixodida; Ixodidae. Gene Ontology annotation, molecular function: lipase activity. The record is from RefSeq and is a predicted model, not a curated record. The transcript is spliced from 5 exons.